Messenger RNA from Hemiscyllium ocellatum (epaulette shark), 1080 nucleotides. RefSeq names its product C3a anaphylatoxin chemotactic receptor-like. The coding region runs from base 7 to 903 and encodes 298 amino acids. NCBI's taxonomy places the organism in Eukaryota, Metazoa, Chordata, Chondrichthyes, Orectolobiformes, Hemiscylliidae. The transcript has 2 exons. Gene Ontology annotation, biological process: neuropeptide signaling pathway; cellular response to glucocorticoid stimulus. Gene Ontology annotation, molecular function: neuropeptide binding; somatostatin receptor activity. Gene Ontology annotation, cellular component: membrane; neuron projection. The record is from RefSeq and is a predicted model, not a curated record.
CUGUCAAUGGAUGUGACCAACUCGACCACAGCGGCCAUGGCUUUACAUCAGGCCGCCAUCUGUGUUGCCUUCACACUCAUAUUCCUCAUCGGCCUGUUAGGGAAUGGGAUGGUGAUCUGGAUUAUCCUGUGCACCAUGAAGCAGCGGUCUCCCACCGUCAUUUUGAUACUCAACCUGGCUGCUGCAGACUUCUCAGUCCUCAUCACCUUGCCGUUUUGGAUUUACUCAUACGGCGAUAGGUGGGUUUUUGGAGCAUCUUUCUGCACCACUCUGUUGUACCUGGUCCACAGCACCAUGUUCGCCAGUGUGUUCUUCAUUAUGGCGAUGAGCAUCGAGCGGUUCGUGGCUGUACUGUACCCAUUCACUGCUCAGAAGCUUUGGAGACAUGAACACAGAGCAGCACAAGCUGAAACUCCACACUGUUCUCAGCUGCAGGACAGUUCUCAGCAACAGGAAGGGCUCCUUUUGUUCGAGACUUUAGUGGGUUUUGCCAUUCCGUUUCUCACAUUGUCAGUCUGCAAUGCGCUGGUUGCAAAACGCAUCGACCGGAUGACUUUUCAAGGCAAAAGCAAGUCGGUCAACGUGACCAUAAGGGUCACCAUAGCGUUUGCAGUUUGCUGGCUGCCCUAUCACAUGAGGAACCUGUUCAUCAUCUCCUCAGCACUCUCGAACCCAGAAGCCUCCAAGAUGUUACUCCGGCUCGCUGAGAAAAUAGAGAAUUUGGUUGGAGCUCUGGAGGUGUCUAACAGCUGCAUCAAUCCCAUUCUGUACGCGUUUGCUGCUCGGAGAAUCCAGAAUAAUUUUAUAAUCUCUGGGAUUGCUAAACUCUUUCAACAACUGCACAACUCUUCCGCCAAGGAAUCAAACAGUCAAAGAGCCAUUUCACAGCAGUCCAGCUGUUAAGGAUUGUUUGUUUAUUUUACACAUGCAAAUCUGUGCAAUGGUGUAUGUAAACCAUAAAGGUAAACUUUGAUGAUGCUUUUUUGCAGUGCUUCGAUUGACAGCAAGUGUAUGGCUUUCAACAGUAGGCCUUCUCUCAGUAGGUAAAAAGGCCAAAGUUUAAAAUACAGAGGCAAGAUU